This is a messenger RNA of Procambarus clarkii (red swamp crayfish), 713 nucleotides long. Lineage: Eukaryota; Metazoa; Arthropoda; Malacostraca; Decapoda; Cambaridae. The record is from RefSeq and is a predicted model, not a curated record.
ACGGGAAUGGCCCUGAAUGGGCGGGGCUACUGGCAGCAGCUGGGGGCCCCAUCCCGGUAUAUAAGGCCCGGCACCCGGUCUAGCUGCUACAGUCAAUGAGAAGUAUCAUCUCUUUCAACAUGAAGUUUUUGUCGCUGAUGGUGGUGGUGGUGGUGGCCCUGGCCGCCCUCAUGCGGUCAGCCCGAGCUAUGCCUGAACCACAGUUUGGUGGUGGUGGAUUCGGUGGUGGAUUCGGUGGUGGCGGAUUCGGUGGUGGUCACCGCGGUGGCGGAUUCGGUGGUGGAUUUGGCGGCCACCAUGGUGGAUUUGGCGGUCACCGUGGUGGAUUUAGCGGUCACCGUGGUGGAUUUGGCCAUGGUGGUGGCUUCCGUGGAUAAUCCCAAUACUCUGCCACUCUUCGAAUGCUAGACAAUACCGCUCUAAAAACUACAUAAAAGUACAUAUCCUCAAAUGUACUUUUACGCCUGCAUAUCGACUAAUUCUGCUGACGCAGUCUAAGGCCUGGAGAGUAAGACAGCUGAUCAAACUAAUCCAGAUCAGCAUCUCCAACAAGCAGCAUCUAUCAUCUUCUACAAACAGCAUCAUUAGCAGGCUAGAUACAUCACCAAAAUUAAAUACAUUGCGAAGAGUGUCAUUUGAUGCAGUUCCUACCGACUUCCUCAAUAACUAAACCCGUCAACUCAAAUGCCGUGAAAAUUAUACUUAUUUUCAUA